Molecule: messenger RNA, 1531 nt
Organism: Ceutorhynchus assimilis (cabbage seed weevil)
Lineage: Eukaryota; Metazoa; Arthropoda; Insecta; Coleoptera; Curculionidae
Source: the annotation of a GenBank genome assembly
UGAAUAAAUACAUAAUCUAAGAUUGAUUUUUAUCAGAUCAUUUAAAUGAAAAACCUGCUACAUGAAAAUUAACAAAUUAAUCGAAAAGUUGAUUACUUAGAUAAUUGGCAUUUGAAGUAUGACAUCCUCAGUUCCAAAGUAUUAAUUUUUGAGAGGAUUUGAAUCUAAUACAAACUGUGCUUGGUUAGUGUUAAAAUGGAGAUUAUUGAAGAACAAAUUAUAAGAUCAGAAAUCCUCAUCCAUGACGAGAAAAAAUUUCCAAGAAAACCUUCGCUGAUACCAAUACCGGAAGACAAAUUCAAAAUCGGAUACGUAUUUUUCUUUUUCAUGGGAGUUUGCCAUUUUAUGCCGAUGAUCUUUUUCGCUACAGCCAAUAAUUUUUGGAUGUACAAAUUCAGAAACCCCCAAUUUGAAGUUAGUGACCCCACAAAUCGUACUUCUUUGCAAAAGUACUUCGCCUCGUCCAGUCAAAUAGCCAACACUGCUCCGACUCUAAUUUUUGGAAUUUUCAACAUAGUAGUGGCUUACAAGUACGCCAUAACUAGCAGAAUAAGCAUCACUUUGGGAAUACAAACUUUGACUUUUCUACUAUUUACUGUUUCUUGUCAAAUUGAUACAGAUGAUUUUCAAGGAUUAUUUUUCGGUACAGUGAUGCUCGGUUACGUUUUCCUAUCAAGUACAAUGUGCGUAAACCUGGUAGGCUCAAUGAGCCUCUAUUCACGUUUCCCAUUUGAAUACACAAUUUGUUGUCUGAUUGGAGAAGGCGUCUCUGCUAUUGCCGGCGAUCUGAUAAUAAUUUUAUGUAUUGCAGCUUUUGAUGGUGCUAUUAUUAAUUCAACAUUUGUGUAUUUUAUGUUUGGUUCUGCCUUACUAUUGACGACAUUUUUGUUGUCUGUUUUCGCUAGCAGAACUGAGUUUUUCCAACAUUGUUUGCACUCGAUACCUCAAGAAACAAAGAAAAUGCCUAGCAAAAAGGAACUACUAGACGUGUUUGGUAAAAUACGUAAUGUUAUCAUUAUAAUGAGCUGUUUUGCCAUUGGAAUGUCGGUGACCCAUACAGCCAUUACUGCACUGGUGGUUUCGGAGCAAUCGAAUACUGUUUGGGCAAAUAGUUACUUCAGUCCGGUAAUGACGUUCUUCCUAAGCGACUUCUCCUUAUUAUUAGGCCGUUUAAUAUCGUCUUUUAUCCCCAUUAAAAUAUCAGAAAAAGUCUUUUUGGGCCUGACAAUAAUCAGGACAGUGGUUCUGGUGCCCCUAAUUUGGUUGUGCAACGCGCAACCUAGAAAGAAUUUGCCGGUGAUUUUCGGGCACGAUUACCAAUACGGUUUGAUUUUUUUCAUACUUAGCGUCACAAACGGUUACAUUAUGAAUUACUGUUCAUUAUAUAUACCUCAAAAAGUGGACAAAAAAGAUGCAGACACAGCUUACACACUGUUCGGUUUAAUGAUGAAUCUUAUCACAACCAUCACUUCGCCCAUUGGAAUGUUUAUUGUAAAUGUUUUAUAAAUAAAAUGUAUAUAGCAAAACACAA